Molecule: messenger RNA, 1874 nt
Organism: Mugil cephalus (flathead mullet)
Lineage: Eukaryota; Metazoa; Chordata; Actinopteri; Mugiliformes; Mugilidae
Gene: katnal2
Product: katanin p60 subunit A-like 2
Exons: 16
Coding region: 90-1655 (521 amino acids)
Molecular function (GO): ATP hydrolysis activity; ATP binding; protein binding
Source: RefSeq, a predicted model, not a curated record
ACCCCACAAGACCCCACGCAAAAAAACAAAGCGAACAAACUCCAACAGCAACACCUGUCGCUCAAGACCUUUUCUAAGUUUUCUGUAACAUGAUGGAACUGUCUUACCAAUCCAUGAAAGUCGCUCAUCAAGCUCGGGAGGCGGAUGAGCUGAGGACCGAGAUGAGGAGGAAGAAUCUCCUAAUCCUCAUCUACCAGCACCUCCUGGACCAGGGCUACGUGGCAGCAGCAGUGGCCUUGGACCAGGAGACGAAUGGAGGUGUGAGGAAGUUCGAGGUGUGCGAUAACAUCGAUCUGGAGAUGGUGCUGAUGGAGUUCGAGAGCUAUCAUUACAUCAAGUUCCAGAGAUAUCCCAAAAUUAUCAGAAGAACAACGGAACAAGGUGACAGCAGAUUUGCAAGGAAUAGUGCAGUCAAGAGGAGUCCCUGCUCAGCUGUUAAAGCUCUACCCAAAAUCAACCCACCCCAGAUGCCACAGUCUGGAAACCGAGUGAAGAAGACUGCCAACGUUGGACAGGCAAAUGAGAAUGGUACUUCCACAUCUUCAUCCGAUUCAUCUGAUUUUGGUCUCAACGUUUCCUCUAUCAAAAAUGGACCAGCUGGGGAGGGAGCCACGCACAGGAAGGUGACCGAUGGUAAAGGAACAAUACAUGAUGCCGUCAGAGGAGGUGGCGUCGACUCGGACCACAUGGAGCGGCUGCUGAAGCCCCUGAGUGGCUUUUCUGGAAUGAGUGGCGAAAUGAGGGAGCUGGCUGCUAUCAUCAGCAGGGACAUCUAUUUGCACAGCCCGAACGUGCGCUGGGAGGACAUCAUCGGUCUGGAGGAUGCCAAGCGAUUAGUCAAAGAGGCCGUCGUUUAUCCCAUUAAGUACCCUCAGCUGUUUACUGGCAUCUUGUCUCCGUGGAAAGGUUUGCUGCUCUAUGGUCCACCAGGCACAGGUAAGACGCUGCUGGCCAAAGCCGUGGCCACAGAGUGUAAGACCACCUUCUUCAACAUCUCAGCCUCCAGCAUCGUCAGCAAGUGGAGGGGAGACUCUGAGAAGCUGGUCAGGGUUCUGUUUGAGCUGGCCAGGUACCACGCCCCAUCCACUAUCUUUCUGGAUGAGCUGGAGUCUGUGAUGAGCCAGAGAGGAUCCGGCAUGGGGGGAGAGCACGAGGGGAGCCGCAGGAUGAAGACAGAGCUGCUCGUUCAGAUGGACGGGCUGGCAAAAUCAGAAGACCUGGUGUUUGUACUUGCUGCCUCUAACCUGCCGUGGGAGCUGGACCAUGCCAUGCUGAGGAGGUUGGAGAAGAGGAUCCUGGUCAGUCUUCCCUCCUCACCAGCGCGUCAAGUCAUGAUCUCUCACUGGCUUCCUCCUGUCAGCUCCACAGGACCAGUGGAGCUACACACUGCGUUGGACUAUGAAACCCUGGCAAAGGAAAUGGAGGGGUACUCUGGCUGUGACAUCAGACUGGUGUGUAAGGAGGCCGCCAUGAGACCGGUCCGCAAGAUCUUUGACGCUCUGGAGUCACACGAAGGCAACACUGACAUGCCUGCCAUCCAGCUGGAGACCGUGACAACAGCCGAUUUCCUGGAGGUGAUCGCACAAACCAAACCCUCAGCCCGAAAACUGAUGGACAGAUACACUGCCUGGGAGAGAGAGUACAAGUCUGUCUGACACUUGUACACAGGUAGACUAGUUUUAAUAUGAAAAAAAAAACAAAACACAAAAACAUACCUGAAUAAUAACUUUUGGAAACUUUGGAUAUGUUAUAUCCAUAUUUUACUGUACAUAUGACGUAGUUUUCACGUACUUGUUUUUCAAAAACAGCCAUCCCUAUUUUACAUGCCAUCUAUGGAAUGAUCAAUACAACACAAUGAAAUACACAAACAAUCU